GAAAGCUAUUUUUAAACCACAUUUUGGCAAAUGUUUUGAAACUUUUUCACUAGGUCCUCCUAGCUUGUUUGUCGCAUUUGGCGGAUAACCUCGGCUGGUGCUAUCAGGGCGCCAUCAUUUGUAAUCGUCGUUAUUCUGUUGCACGGUGUAACCGACUUCAGCCAAAAAAAAAUGGUGUUUGACGUCGCGGAUAAAGUCGCUCUGGUCACGGGCAGCGCGUCCGGGAUGGGAUUCAAAUUUUGCAAGGAGUUUCUGAGACGGGGCGUAAAGGGAGUCGUCUUGGCCGAUGUAGACAAAAACCUGGGCGAAAUCGCAUCAAAGGAAAUCGCUGCUGAAUUUGGAAAAGGCAAGGCGAUUUUCGUGGAAACCGAUAUAAGCGACAAACGGCAGUUCGAGGAGGCUUUCAAAUCAGCAAUCCGGACGUUUGGCCAGAUCGACAUCCUCGUAAAUAAUGCCGGUAUUCUAAACGAUGCUCAGUGGGAAAGAGAGAUUUCCAUUAACGUGAAAGGCACGGUUAACGGAAUGAUUCUUGGUUUGGAACACUACCUCCAAAAAUAUAAAUCAGGACUCGAAGCGGUAAUCGUCAAUGUAUGUUCGGUGUCUGGAAUCGAGCCGCUAGACUUUUUUCCCAUUUAUUGCGGAACCAAAUUUGCCAUUCACGGCCUAACACUAUCGUGGGGUCUUCCUUCGCAUUACGAGAGGACCAAAGUCAGAGUGGUGGCUCUAUGUCCUGGAAGAACCAAGACUCCACUAAUAGAGGAUACGACGGGCAAAUUCUUGCUUGAUGAUUAUAAAAAAGCGCCAGUCGACGUUGCGUUACUAAGAAAAUUCACGCAGACUGCUGACCAAGUGGCUCCUCGUAUGAUCGAAAUCAUUGAAAAGGCUGAUCCCGGAACGGCCUGGGUCGUGGAAGGAGGCGACGCUCCAUACAAAUUUGUUCUUCCCAAUCGAUUCGAGAUAGUUGAAAAAGUGUAUGUAUAUUUAACGCGCGACUACCAAUCAAACCAUCAGAUUGAAGAAAUGGUGUUCGAUAUUAAAAGUAAAGUCGCCUUAAUCAGUGGCGGUGCGUCCGGUAUUGGACUGAGAUACGCAAAAGAAUUGCUAAAACACGGGGCAAAGGGCGUGGUUCUGGCCGACGUCGAUUCCAAUUUGGGUGCUACGGCUUUAACAGAAAUCGACAGACAAUUUGGGAAGAAUAAAGCCAUUUUCGUAACGACGGACGUGACCGACUUCCAACAGUUCGAGAAUGCAUUUAAAAAAACUGUAGAAACGUUCAAAAACGUCGACAUUUUAAUAAACAACGCGGGAAUUUUAAACGACGAAACCUGGGCAAAAGAAAUCUCCAUCAACCUCAACGGUGUUGUUCACGGUGUUCUUUUGGGUUUGGAAAACUAUUUGCAAAAGUACAAAUCUGGAUCGGAGGCAGUCGUCGUCAAUAUAUCUUCAAUUGCCGGGGUUGAACCGUAUGCCGCCAUUCCCAUAUAUUGCGCCACUAAAUUUGCUGUCCUCGGAAUGAGCCUUUCCUGGGGUCUUCCCUUUCACUACCAGAGAACCAAGGUCAGAGUUGUCGCGAUUUGUCCCGGAGUUACAGACACCCCUUUAAUCGGUGAGAUGGCCGGGAGGAAUCUUAGUGAAGCUUACGAAGAAAUAAGACUUAAGGAACUUCAAAACUGUAAAAGUCAGAAGCCGGAAUACGUAGCAGCAGGUAUGAUCACAGUUUUGCAGAAAGCUGAAUCUGGGACUAUUUGGAUUAUAGAAGCAAAUGAAGCUCCUUACCAGUUCGUUUUACCUGACCGAUUCAAGUUCACUGAUAAAAUAUUUUUGAAAUAAACUUCCACAAAUAUCUUCUAGUAUUUAGUACAAUUCUUUAUCGUUUAUAAACUAAGCCUGUGUUAAAAAAAUA
Messenger RNA from Cylas formicarius (sweet potato weevil), 1903 nucleotides. RefSeq lists its product as uncharacterized. Gene Ontology annotation, cellular component: cytoplasm. Bases 172 to 1830 code for a protein of 552 amino acids. NCBI's taxonomy places the organism in Eukaryota, Metazoa, Arthropoda, Insecta, Coleoptera, Brentidae. The record is from RefSeq and is a predicted model, not a curated record. Gene Ontology annotation, molecular function: oxidoreductase activity, acting on the CH-OH group of donors, NAD or NADP as acceptor. The transcript is spliced from 11 exons.